AUGAGUUCCUAUUUCGUCAACUCAACUUUUCCCGUGUCUCUACCCGGGGGACAGGAGUCUUUCCUGGGUCAGAUACCGCUAUAUUCUUCUGGAUAUACAGACCCCUUAAGACACUAUCCAAGCGCCACGUUCGGAGCGACCAAUGUCCAGGACAAGGUUUACACUUCGUCGUACUACCAGCAAGCUGGGGGCGUUUUUGGGAGAAGCGGAUCCACCAGUGCUUGUGACUAUACAACAUCCAACAUUUACCGAAGCGCGGACCGUUCGUGCGCUCUCGGAGGUUUGGAAGACUCGCUGGUCCUAACCCAGGACCAGUGCAAGACGGACUGCACUGAACAGGGCACAGACAGAUAUUUUAACAGUGAAGAGAAACCGUGUACUCCGGUUUAUCCGUGGAUGCAGAGGAUGAACUCGUGUAACGGAAUGCCUGGCAGCACUGGACGCAGGGGUCGUCAAACCUACACUCGGUUUCAGACUCUUGAACUGGAAAAGGAGUUCCACUUUAACAGAUAUUUGACCAGAAGGCGAAGAAUUGAGAUCUCGCACGCUCUGUGUUUGACGGAGCGACAAAUAAAAAUAUGGUUCCAGAACCGUCGAAUGAAAUGGAAAAAAGAGAACAAAGUGAUAAACUCCACUAAACCCGAAGAGGAGGAGGAUGAAAAGGCUGGAUGA
Messenger RNA from Triplophysa dalaica, 672 nucleotides. RefSeq names its product homeobox B6b (gene hoxb6b). The coding region runs from base 1 to 672 and encodes 223 amino acids. The transcript has 2 exons. Gene Ontology annotation, biological process: regulation of transcription by RNA polymerase II; anterior/posterior pattern specification. Gene Ontology annotation, molecular function: DNA-binding transcription factor activity, RNA polymerase II-specific; RNA polymerase II cis-regulatory region sequence-specific DNA binding. Gene Ontology annotation, cellular component: nucleus. The record is from RefSeq and is a predicted model, not a curated record. NCBI's taxonomy places the organism in Eukaryota, Metazoa, Chordata, Actinopteri, Cypriniformes, Nemacheilidae.